Molecule: messenger RNA, 725 nt
Organism: Chondrus crispus (carragheen)
Lineage: Eukaryota; Rhodophyta; Florideophyceae; Gigartinales; Gigartinaceae
Exons: 4
Coding region: 109-516 (135 amino acids)
Cellular component (GO): intracellular membrane-bounded organelle; membrane
Molecular function (GO): heme binding
Source: RefSeq, a predicted model, not a curated record
CGCAGUCUCCCACUAGACCUCACCCCGUUCUGUAUUCAUCUCUGUAUUCAUCUCCUCUUCCCGCCGCGCAUCACUGAACUAUCCCCCGCACCGUCACUUUGAGCAACAAUGCCGGACAUGAAAGAGUACCCGAUGAUCGAGGUCGCACGCCACUCAACGGCCGAUUCUUGCUGGCUAGUGAUCGACGGCAAGGUGUACGACACCACGGACUUCCUGCUGGAGCACCCAGGAGGCGACGAUAUCGUGGUCGAGUCGUCCGGGCGCGACGCCACGCGCGAGUUCGAGGACGUGGGCCACUCCGGCGAGGCACGCGCGCAGCUGGAGGACCUGCUCAUCGGCACGCUGCGCGACCCCACGCCCGAGGAGACCGAGCGCGCCGAGGACGAGGCGCGCAAGAGCGGGGAGAAGCCCGCCGCUGCCGAUGCGGGAAGCGCAAUGUUAAAGACCAUCGCCGGCUGGGUGCUGCCGAUCGUCCUCGUCGGGCUCGCCUACUUGCUCCGGAAGUACGCAAAGUAACGCGGGGGGGGAGGGCAGUGAUGAGCCGGAGAUUUGUAUAACUUAGGCCGAACACGCACCGGCAGAUACACCUUUAAGAAGACUUGACUCUACACAAGCCCGUAGCCUCUACUGAACCUCUCUACACAAGCACUUCUACAUGCCGACGUUGACGCUGCCAGGCUUCGUCUUUUGUAUCUUUUCAAAAAUCCCCUGCACAUCACUCUCUG